Molecule: messenger RNA, 692 nt
Organism: Aspergillus japonicus CBS 114.51
Lineage: Eukaryota; Fungi; Ascomycota; Eurotiomycetes; Eurotiales; Aspergillaceae
Exons: 2
Coding region: 223-534 (103 amino acids)
Source: RefSeq, a predicted model, not a curated record
ACAACCUAGAGCAGUGGAAUCAUCUUCCGUCUACACCCGUCAUGAUUAUCGUCAUCUGGAAUGACUGGAGCUGCAUCUGAUCCAGGAAAAGAUCUUUUCCAACACACUAUCGUCUCUCCUUACCACCACGCACUACAAAGACCUGUCAAUAUAUUCGAUCAGCAAACAACACUUUUUGUCCGUCUCUAUAAUCCUUAUUCCUACAAGAAUCUUAUAUUCAUCAUGUUUCACAACGACACCUGGCCGAUCCUGAUUUUUUCUGUACCGUUGAUAGCGUUCUUGUCGAUGAUCUGGACAACCGCCUGGAUUUUCUACCCACCCUGCAAGACUGCCUGCACUGCCUCCUGCCAAACCGUCUGCGAUACCACCUGCCAGACCGUCUGCGAUACCGUCUGCGAAGCCGUCUGCCGUGCCAACACCCAGUCCCUGACCUAUGUGCCGUCUUUUACGGUUCAGACUACUGUUGAUGAUUGGGGUCGUGUGAUAGCGACGCUGCCUCAGGAUGGCACUCGAGUUGAGCUGAAGAAAGUUUAGGUUGAGAACCGCUGGAAGCAAGAUUUCAGAGAGCCAUGAUGAAGAUCUUUGCUAUGGCUGUUGGCUUACAGUUGCUUAAGAGUGUAGGGAGGGGCGCCGGCGGGGAGAGGGAUUGUUGCUGCCUGUCUCCCCCAUCUUGUCAUUCUCAGGUCUGAGCU